AUGCCUUAUCCUCUCCUUAUUGUUGGGGCUGCGUCACCUCGGCUGGUUUUAACAUAUCUGGCUCCUGGACUUCCAAGGAGUUUUCCGAUGUCUAUCCUCGGUGGGACUGUUGGAGUGUGUGCGCGCUGCCCACCACAUUUCUGGUUUGGUUACUUGGUGAUCUUCCUUGGUGGUGUUGCCGGCUUGCUAUGGUGGCACGGAAUUGUGACUGUGAGGACUGUGCCGCAUUACUGUCUGUCUAAUUGCCGGUUAGGGUUUUCUAAUGUUGUGUGCUGCUUUGUGGGCUUUGCUUUUGAGGGUUUCUCUGCGUUAGUGUGGGCGCCGUCGUCUCAAUGGGGGCUUAAUGCCUUUAGUAAUAGGGCUUUUAGACCUUCUAUUUAA
Molecule: messenger RNA, 381 nt
Organism: Prunus armeniaca (apricot)
Lineage: Eukaryota; Viridiplantae; Streptophyta; Magnoliopsida; Rosales; Rosaceae
Source: the annotation of a GenBank genome assembly